Messenger RNA from Carassius carassius (crucian carp), 3759 nucleotides. It is a transcript of the gene zbtb7b, whose product is annotated as zinc finger and BTB domain containing 7B. Gene Ontology annotation, biological process: regulation of transcription by RNA polymerase II; positive regulation of gene expression. The transcript has 4 exons. The record is from RefSeq and is a predicted model, not a curated record. Gene Ontology annotation, molecular function: RNA polymerase II cis-regulatory region sequence-specific DNA binding; protein binding; DNA-binding transcription factor activity, RNA polymerase II-specific. Bases 390 to 1853 code for a protein of 487 amino acids. Lineage: Eukaryota; Metazoa; Chordata; Actinopteri; Cypriniformes; Cyprinidae.
CAUGCCCACCCUCAUCAGCGCACGGGCGCGCGCGCGCAGAGUCCGACCCCCCCCAGCGGCCCUCCGCCGCCCGCAGAGCCAAUCACCCGCGGCCGCUGGAAGUAGGACAAGCCGCUUCCUGGUUGCAGGUUUAAGGAGGAGUCGCCGGAGUCCGUCAGGAGCGGGUCAGAACCGGCGGAAAGACACCGGAUAGAGAGACCAGCCGCUACCGGAGACCGGAUCCGUGCGCGCGGACGCGUCACAUUGAGGAAGUGCGCGAGCGCGCGGUCAGGUGGGACACGGCGGGGGAAACUCAGGUGACACCGGCUCAGGAUUGACCCAGAGCGAGCGAGCGAGAGAGAGACGGACAGACAGAGGUGCGUCUGAGAGUUUAUGGACUGGAGGUGGCGAUGUCUCCAGGAGAGGACGGUUUAAUCGGGAUCCCCUUCCCAGAGCACAGCAAUGAGCUGCUGUCCCGUCUCAAUGCCCAGCGGCGGACCGGACUGCUCUGUGACCUCACGCUGACCUCACACGGCACACGAUACCCCACACACCGCUCCGUCAUGGCCGCGGUCAGCCUGUACUUCCGCCGUCUGUUUGGGGCGGAGGAGGGCGAGGAUGGAGGCGAGGGCGUGGGUGACAGCUGCAGCGUCUGCCAGCUGGACUGUGUGUCUCCUGAUGCUCUGGCAGCGCUGCUGGAGUUCGCCUACACUGCCACGCUGACCAUCCGCAGCUCGGGCAUGAGAGAGGUCCUGAAGGGAGCGCAGCUGCUGGGGAUCCAGUGUGUGGCAGACGCCUGCAGAGACAUCCUGGGCGAGACGGGCGACGAUCAAACGGACCCCGUGAAGGAGGCCGAGCCGCUGCCAUCCCGCCGCAAGCAGGACCGAUGCUGUGUGACCCGAGCUGUGUCUCCGGUGAGGCUGGUGUGGAGGAGUCCUGAAGACACACCCGAGUGCGGGCUGCUUCCGGCGCAAGGGCGAGAAGGACACCCGCCGCCUGCUUCACACCUGGGCCGCUUCGUGAACGGAGGCUCACACUGGUCACAAGAGUUCACCCCGAUCCCACACAGACCCGAAGACACGCCCUCAGAGGAGGAGGAGUCCGGAGCGCAGGGGCUGGCCACACCCCACCUCAGCCAAUCACAGGGGGAUGGAGGAGGGGGCGGAGCAGCGGCUGGAAGCGGCAGGAAGAGGAAGUCUCAGACGCCACAGCAGUGUCCCGUCUGUCAGAAGAUCAUCCACGGGGCGGGAAAGCUUCCGCGGCACAUGAGAACACACACCGGAGAGAAACCGUUCCAGUGUUCGGCCUGCGGCGUCCGCUUCACACGGAACGACAAGCUGAAGAUCCACAUGCGGAAGCACACGGGUGAGCGUCCGUACCCGUGUCCCAGCUGCCCCGCACGCUUCCUGCACUCCUACGACCUGAAGAACCAUCUCUCGCUGCACAGCGGGGACCGGCCCUUCGAGUGUCCGCUCUGUCACAAGGCCUUCGCCCGCGAGGACCAUCUGCAGCGUCACAGGAAGGGCCACAGCUGCCUGGAGCUCCGCACGCACCGCCGGCGUCGUGGGACGGGGCCUGAUCCCAGCGGAUCCCCACCCUCUGAAUCCUUCGGCCUCCGUCCGGAUCACAUGAGUGUCGCAGCGGCCGCACAGCUCCUCGAGGGCCACGGCGUCCCCAUGCAAGGUGUCCCGCUGCUGACGGGGGCCCGCAUGCCCUUCCCCGAGCUGCUGUGGCGGGCGGUCGCAGGGCCGGUGGGACAAGCCCUGGAUAAAGCCGAAGGAGGCUCAUCUCCACACGGGAGCGCAUCGGUCACACACAGAACGUGGGAGGAGGAAGACGAGGAGCAGGAAGCUGCUGGGGAGGAGGAAGAGUGACCACGCCCAUCUCUCUCUCUGUGUGUGUGUGUGUGUGUGUGUGUGUGUGUGUCAGUUCUGUAGUCGCACUGUCUUCAGUUUCUGGUGGAGCUCCAGUCGAUCGUUUUGUUUGUUAGAUCUGCUUUGUUUCUGUGGUGCAUGGUUUCUGUAUGAACCCAAAUCAACUGUUUUCGGAGAUCCGUCUUGUUUUGUUAAUGUGCCGCGCCGACGAUGUUCACGCUAUGCAAAAUUGCUUGAACAAACCUGAUUUAAAAACGGACAACUGAAUGAAUUAAGAAUGCAAAUGAAGCAGCUGGAGGCAGGGAGGGGCGUGGCCUUGCUCUCGGCGGUAGAGAUCGCCACCUACAGGCCAGCAUUGCAGCGGCGCUCGGCAUCAUGAAGGUGAAUCUACUGUAGCUGCUCUUCAAUUUAGCCUUUUUUCCAGUUUGGAAUUUUUUUCGAAUGAUAGAAUUUACUUUCAUACCAAAGAUUAUUGGUUAGUUAAUUGAGAUGAAUUAUAUGUAUUCUUCAGAUAUCUGUAGCCUUUUUUUUUCUCUCUCUCUCUGUCGUCUGAGAGGAAGUGGACCAGGUCUCAGUUCUCACAUAUUUAAAAGGGCUUUCGGGGCGGUGUUUAAACGCUCUGAUGGAGGAAGAGCGUGAAUCUCAAUCUUUCGUUUACGUUUCUUCUGUCUUUGAGUUUUGAGGAGUUUAUAGAAGGGGUCUAGGUGUCUUGCGUGCUCAUUCUCGUUAACGAGGAAACGGCAGGAUGGAGAGUUCUUUUGUAUACUAUUCUAUUUAUUUAUUUGUUGGUUUGAUAUUUAUUGUGAAUUUACUGGUUGAGGCGCUUGGGUAAUUCUGCAUCUUCUCUUUCUUCCGGAGCUUCCUCCUCGGAGCGACUCCUUGAGCCUGGUCUCGGAUCGGGUUUGCCUUUCUCAUUGUAACGUCCUCAGGUAGCUGAUCUCUGGUCAGUUUAUCCCAGGUAACAUCACAGCAGGUGUGCAGACGCUCAGGUGCUGUAGAGAACUGAGAUUCAGGCGUCCUCAGUUUGCAAGUUUUGCACAUGAAUUUCUGAAUAAAAGUACAAUCCCUCCGAUGACCAGCACGGAACAGAAUGAAACGAAGAGGAGGACUCUUGCCUUUUUUUGAAGCAAAUACAUAUGAGAUAUUUUCAAGAAAAGAAAAUGCAUUAUAUAAAAAAAAAAUAAAAAAAAAAGUCAUUGAUGACAUUUAUAACUAUAGCUUUAGCCGCUUUCGUUCGCUGCAGGAGCUUUGGGCUCUUUGACCUUCUCUAGAAUAUUACAGCUCUCUAUAAUCUAUAUAUCGAUCGAUUAUGGGAUGCAUUCUGGGGUUUUUGUCUGGAGAUUGUUACUGUUCCGCUGACAGUAGGGAAACUACCCAAAGAGGUUUAUUUGCACUAAAACGGAAUCUUUGUGUUUUGAUAUAUUAGUCUCCACUUAUGAUUGAUUCAAAAAGUCUUUGCAUCUUGAUUAUUAAGUUCUUUGCAGAAGUUUUGAAUUAUUAUAAUUUUUUAUGUAAAAGGUCAAGCUGCCUUAGUUUGUUUUACUUUUUGCAACUAUUCUCAGGAAAUCUUGAGCCAUGCACUAAGUGGUUAUGCAAAUGUUUGGUGAAUAUUAAUUUAUUGUAUAUAUUUGUGCUUGGAAAUAUGAACGCCCUGUUAUUAGGUAAAGUUUCUUUACAUCUGUCUCUUAAAAUAAGUUGUUUAUUGAUUGAAUCUGAGUUGUUUUAUAUCAGAAGCAAAGUGAUGACUGGUUUUGAUUGUGUUUGGGGUGAAGGGAUGAGGCUCCUGGUGAAAGCCUUUAAUCAGGGAUUUGUGUUCUGCUCAUAGAGUGAAAUCUUUCUCAGUGAUGGUAAAUCAUUUCUCAUAUUGUACAAAUAAAGAGCAAAUAAACAAAGAUUUAUGUAUGAA